UAAUUUUGCUUUUUUUUAAUUUAAUAUUGAAUAUAAUAAUGUUCAUAAUAAACACCAUAAUAUUGCAAUAAAUUAUCAACUUUUUGUUGAUGAUGUCAGCUUCUCCUUUGCUGGAAAUAAAAAACAACGGUUGUAUAUGAAUAAAAUAGAGAUAAAUAAGAAUCCCUAAAGAAAUCCCAACACGGCAAAAUUGAAAAUGUUGCACGCUCAGUUUGAUUAAGCCUGGUCAUGGACGGUACUGUCAAUUGCAAAUUACCGUCCACGCCCCCUAUCAGCGACUUAAGCAGAAUUCGACAUUUUAUAUGAACUGGUAAAAUUAAGAAUUUUAAAACAUCCGCAGAUGUGUUCAUAUGGCGGUUAUUUAUUCAAUUUAAUAUUCAUUAAGUUGUAAUCUCUUUUGCCGUCAUCUAAUAAGAAAAUUGAACAACGAUUCUGUUUUGUAUCAAACCAAGAAUAUAAUUGGAUUAUUCAUUUGAAAUAACUACAUGUAUAAAAUACUGUUAAACAUGAGAGACUAUAGCUACUCAAACGAUGAACAUACAUGCUAGUAUGAUGCUACAUGGCUUAUGUCUCGAAUUCUUUAUUAUUUUAUUCUACUUAAAAAGUAAAACAGAGUGACAUCACAAAUCAUUCUCAGUCAUUCACCACUGAAGAAAAUGAUAUAUAUUUUAGUAAUUUACAAUGAAUCGCUCUAUAUUGUCCGAGUCAUUGAAAAAGCAUUUGAUUUUCAGAAAAUUUCACUUGUCCAGCAAAUACAGUCAAAUGUCCAGGAAGUUAUUGUAUUGAACAACGAUUUCUUUGUGACGGACAAAAUGAAUGUCCUGGAGGAGAAGAUGAACAGGACUGUACUUGUGAAGACUCGGAUAGAGAAGUAAUCAUAUUUGUGGAAAAUGAUGACUCUGAGAGCAGAGAAGCAGCAACGCAUUUAGCUAAACAAUUUUUCGCAAACAGUAACAAUAACAUCGUAAGAUUGUUUUAUUUUAAGAUUCUGCAUAGAGAAAUGAAGUUUGACAUAGAUUACAGGCUAUUGGAAAUAAACAUAGAGCGUGUUAACGGAGAACAGAAAACUAAGAAGACUGGAUGCGAUUUUAAAACCAUGGCGAGAGACGUUCUUAAAAAACUGCAGUUUUCCAAGCCAGAAAAAAGAGCAAUUAUUGUUUUGGAAAACAGUAUUGAAUCAUCAGUUGUCGCUAGCUUAGCAUUGUCCAAUAUUUCAGAGCCAGCGUUUUCAAUCUAUCGGUUGAUAAAAGAUUUUAGUUCUUCACUUUACAAAGAUAACAGAUACAAAUUUGUUAAAGAUAUACACAUCAGCAAAUGGAGUUCUCUUUUUUCGAUUGGAUUCAGACGAUUUCCUGAAAUAUGUACAGAGGCUACAAUCGUACCAUGUGCUGGGAAGUACAGAUGUUUGUCUAGUAAGCAAUGUAUACCAUUUGAACAAGUAUGUGAUGAUGUCAUUCAUUGCAAAAAUGGUGAUGAUGAACGACUUUGUAAUUCUGUAUGUCCAGAGAAAUGUAAUUGUACCGGUGAUGUUAUCAAUUGUAAGGCAACCAAUAUAUCAAUGUCUGAUAUUUUAUCAUGGAGUGUACAGGCUAGAAGUCUUGAUCUAAGUAUAAAUCCACAAGUAAAGGAAAUACCUAAACACAAUUUAAAAUUUCCUUACAUGUUACGACUAAAUAUUUCAUCAUGUAGUAUUCAUUAUAUUGAUGAAAGGGCUUUCUUUGACUUGAAAAAUUUGUUAUCGUUAGAUCUAAGCAACAAUAAAAUACAGCGAUUACCUAAUCUUGUAUUUAGCAAGCUUCGAUAUCUUACCUAUUUGAAUCUGGACAGAAAUAUAGAAUUAACAAUAAUUUCAUCGACCGCUUUUAAAGGUUUGAAAUCAGUACGAAACUUAAAAAUUUCCGGCACAAAACUGAAAAAGAUUAGUUCACUUACAUUCUCUGGCUUGCAGUUGGACAGUAUCGACAUUUCUUACAACAGAAUUGAGGAAAUUGAAGAUUUUGCCUUUAACAAUACGCUAGUUCAUAAAAUUAACUUUGAAGGCAAUAAAGUUGUAAAAUUCGGAGAAUUUAUGUUUAAUGGCGUAAAAUCACUUCGGGAGCUUCAUACACCUGCAUUUAAAUUCUGCUGUAUCCGACCUUAUUAUGUUCCUGAAGAAGAUUGCAAACCAUCGAAGAAUGAAUUUUCUUCAUGUGAAGACCUGAUGAGAAAUUGUGUACUUCAAGCUGUCCUUUGGAUAGUUGGGCUAGCUUCAUUGCUCGGGAACCUAUCGUCAAUUAUCUACCGUCUAGUGUACGAUCGUGAAAGGCUUAAAAUAGGAUAUGGCAUAUUUGUAACAAACCUAGCAGUUGCAGAUUUCCUGAUGGGUGUUUACCUCAUCAUGAUAGCAGUUGCUGAUUCACUCUAUAGAAACAGAUAUAUAUUUGUGGACGAUCAAUGGAGAAACAGUAAUUGGUGUAUUACUGCCGGAGUUUUAUCUACAAUUUCAUCUGAAGCCAGUGUCCUCUUUCUCUGUUUGAUAACAUUAGAUAGACUUUUAGUGAUCAAGUUUUCCGUUUGCACAGUGAGGUUUGGACCUAUGAAAGCCUAUAUCUCUUGUGGAUUGUGUGUGAUGGGUAUUUUAGCCUUGAACGGAUUUCCGAUUCCAAGUGAUGUUUAUGCAUGGUCAGUCGUUUUCAUUUUACCAAUAAAUUCUGCUCUUAACCCGUUCUUGUAUACAGUGACAGCAAUAAUCGGGAAGAAGAGUUUCAAUCCAAGUCUUGAUGAGCAGAGUCGAACAGCGGUCCAGAAAGAAAUUGGCACCGCCAUUUUAGAAUAUCAGAAAUUUAGCAGAUCUGUGCGGAUGAUAAGUGAACUUGUACCAGUCGGGACGAAACGUAGUAUUCAAGAAAUUCUUGAUGAUGACAGUUGCUUGUCAGUCAAUGUUGUUGCGGCUCUGUGCAAAGAACUUGCCGAUUAUCUACGUCUGUUGCAUGAGAAUUAUAUUGCUAUAGAUCAGAUAUGUGAGAAAAACAUUUACAUUCAAGUGUAUAAAACAAAGGUACACAAACCAAUUGUUGUAAUCGAUGCCAAAGCGACGCUAGCUGCCGAUGAAAGAGCUCUACAGGAAAAUAUCCGCCAAUUUGGUAGCAUUCUCCGAAAACUUAUUUUAAAAUGUGAAAAGGGUUUUUAA
Ruditapes philippinarum (Manila clam) is the source of this 3169-nucleotide messenger RNA. RefSeq names its product G-protein coupled receptor GRL101-like. Bases 1001 to 3169 code for a protein of 722 amino acids. Gene Ontology annotation, biological process: G protein-coupled receptor signaling pathway. Gene Ontology annotation, cellular component: membrane. Lineage: Eukaryota; Metazoa; Mollusca; Bivalvia; Venerida; Veneridae. Gene Ontology annotation, molecular function: G protein-coupled receptor activity; protein binding. The record is from RefSeq and is a predicted model, not a curated record. The transcript is spliced from 9 exons.